This is a messenger RNA of Aplysia californica (California sea hare), 688 nucleotides long. RefSeq lists its product as uncharacterized. NCBI's taxonomy places the organism in Eukaryota, Metazoa, Mollusca, Gastropoda, Aplysiida, Aplysiidae. The record is from RefSeq and is a predicted model, not a curated record.
AACUCGCUCGUGGAACAGGCGAGAGGUUGAAAACCCCUGCACAGAGAAGAGGGAAACUUCGCGCCGCCCGCUCUCUGUGCGGUACUCUCGUUCGUCGUCUCAGCGGAAGAGGCUGUUCCUCGAGCCUCACCUCCAGACUCUCUGGCUUUUCAAUUAGGAGGAGGAUUUAAUCUGAACGAAACCCCAAGGUCAAGGACAGUCUGCUAGAUCAGACGAAACCACAGACGAUAACCUUGACCUCCACGACACCCAGUGACAUCUGUAUGACAACAAACAAUGAACGUUCUGACUACCUCCAGUAUGUCACACAAUAUGUUUGAUUCCGCCCCCGGCGCCUGACGUUCUGAUGGAUGCCACGCCCACUGUGAUCUACCCAAUCCCCCUGAUGCCCGAAGAAAACAGCUCCCCUCUGCACUGCACUGCGCAUGCGUAUCAAAAAGCCGCAGACAUUUCCGGCACCAUCAUGGCGGUGGAAUCUAGUUACGUCAUCCAGCAGAUCCUUAUCUCCGCCCUUGUAGUGACUUGUUUUGUCUGCACCAAGACCUUCAUGGACAACCUGCGCAGACGACAUGCGCGUGUGUCUGUUGUUGUGGUGGGGGCGGGACCUGUGGGGCUGACGGCCAUGUUGGUGGCUGCCCGGACGGGAAGGGUGUCCAGGAUCAUCCUGUAUGAAGAACUCGGGAAACAG